Messenger RNA from Arachis stenosperma, 810 nucleotides. RefSeq lists its product as uncharacterized. The coding region runs from base 1 to 810 and encodes 269 amino acids. NCBI's taxonomy places the organism in Eukaryota, Viridiplantae, Streptophyta, Magnoliopsida, Fabales, Fabaceae. The record is from RefSeq and is a predicted model, not a curated record. The transcript has 2 exons.
AUGGAAGGUGUUGCAAACUUGCGAGUAUAUUAUAAUGGUGAGGUUAUAAGAAACACACAUAAAGGAGUGACCUUUGUUUGUGAAUGUCCAUUGUCAUUUGCCAUUCCAUGUACCAUGAGUUUUGUCGAGUUGCAAAAUGGUCUUUGUAAUAACAUUCAAAGCCACAUUUUAAAAAGGGUGAGCAAUCUUUUAUACAGAAGUCCUGUGCAAGUAUUUGGUGGGCUAAUACAGUUUCAAAUAAUGCCCAUCACUGACGAUGCCAGUAUGCAGCAGAUGUUUUAUAUUUAUCAACAAACCCGAUCUCAAGUGCCGAUGAUAGAGCUGUACGUUGAGUUUGAACAGCAGUCGGGGAUGAGUAUGGUCGGCGAGGAGGUCAAUGUUGAUGAGCUCGGGGAUAUAGAUUGGGAAGAAGAUAAUAAUGAUAAAGAAGAGGAAUUUGAUGCUAACUAUGAAGUCGAUGACGAAAACGAUGACGGAGACUUAGCAGGCAAUCCGGCGGUGCAAAAUAAAGCGAAUGCCGUUGUAAGCCAACACCCGUUUGGUGUUCCGUCUUUUAUGCGGACUCUAGAUCUCGAAGCCAUGCAUGCCCCGGAAUUCCUGAGUGAAGGCAACGUUGCGGCGGAAGAUGGCGAGUUUAGUAUCGGAAUGGAAUUUGGUUUGAGAGAGUCAGUGAUAUCUGCAAUCAAAAGCUACACCAUCUCUAGAGGAGUUGAUUACACUGUGUAUGAGUCUGAGCCGCAGACAUUCUAUGCAAAAUGCAAGGGGUAUGGUGCAGGGUGCGACUGGCUUAUCCGAGCUAGCUUGAUUUGA